UUAUGUUUCUUACAUACUUAACCUACAUUUAAUGUUUUCAUUUCAAUUCAGUUUAAUGGUACACAUAAAGAAAUGAUUAAUGUUGCUGAGACCCUUCUUCCAGCAAAUAAAGUAUAUCCACUGUACAAUAAUGGCUAACAGUAAAUUUGAGUAUGUUAAAAAUUUUGAGCAAGAUGAAAAAAUUUUACCCAACUGCUGGAUCAUCGUUCGCGUUGACGGAAAAUCGUUCCAUAAAUUUUCUACUAAGCAUAACUUUGAAAAACCCAACGACUCCAGAGCCUUGCGGUUGAUGAAUAGAGCUGCCGCAACAGUUAUGCAAGAAUACAAAGAUAUUUCCAUUUCGUAUGGAAACAGUGACGAAUAUUCAUUUGUUAUAAGAAAGGACACUUCUCUUUAUAACAGAAGAAAAAGUAAACUCAUGACCUACAUAAAUAGCUUGUUCACGUCUGCUUACGUUUUCUUCUGGAAGGACUACUUUGAAGAUGUGAAACUGAAAUACCCUCCAAGUUUUGACUCUAGGAUAGUAUUAUACCCGACAGACGAAAACCUCAGGGAUUAUAUGAGUUGGAGACAAGCCGAUUGUCAUAUCAACAACUUGUAUAAUACCACUUUCUGGUCACUAGUUCUGAAAGGAGGAUUGACUAACAACGAAGCCGAGCAAAAAUUGUGUGGUACCAUCUCUUCUGAUAAACACGAAAUUUUAUUCAGCCAAUUCAAUAUCAAUUACAACAAUGAACCACCAAUGUUCAAGAAGGGAACAAUUCUACUCUGGAAGCGAGUAAAACACCCCCAACAUGGUAGGUUGAAACAGGUUAUUAUACCUUUGCAUGAGGAUUUGAUACAGGAUAGCUUUUGGAACAGAAAUUCGGAAAUUUUGUCCAUUAAGACUUGUGGAGAAUAUGAAUGGCCAGAAAAUUCCAAACUACCCGAGUUGGUCUUGAAGCAAUUACAUCUGAAAAAUGAAGAACUAGAAAAUAAACGUGCUAUGGUUAGCAAAACGACAAUAAUCCAGUGAAGUAUGUUAUUUUCUUUAUGACAAUAAAGUUGGGCCUCUCUA
Molecule: messenger RNA, 1057 nt
Organism: Leptinotarsa decemlineata (Colorado potato beetle)
Lineage: Eukaryota; Metazoa; Arthropoda; Insecta; Coleoptera; Chrysomelidae
Gene: THG
Product: tRNA-histidine guanylyltransferase
Biological process (GO): tRNA modification
Molecular function (GO): magnesium ion binding; tRNA guanylyltransferase activity
Source: RefSeq, a predicted model, not a curated record